Messenger RNA from Cyclopterus lumpus (lumpfish), 2698 nucleotides. It is a transcript of the gene srpx, whose product is annotated as sushi-repeat containing protein X-linked. The record is from RefSeq and is a predicted model, not a curated record. Lineage: Eukaryota; Metazoa; Chordata; Actinopteri; Perciformes; Cyclopteridae. Bases 241 to 1593 code for a protein of 450 amino acids. The transcript is spliced from 10 exons.
ACACACACGAGGAACUUUUCCGAGGAGAACUGUGUGCACGUGCAUAGAUCAUAGUGUCCAUAUGUCACAGUUUACCUACAGGGGCUGUCUGACCCGCCUCAUGCCGGGGACCGGGCCCGGCUGUGUUUGGAGAAUCCUCCCUUGUUUGUGGAUCUGGAGCAAGAGGCGGGCCUUUGGACAGCAGGAAUGCGCUGGAGCUUUUUUCCUGCGAGCUCAUGUUGAAGAGUCCCCCGUCUCGACAUGGACAUGUGGCCGCUGGUGCUCCUGCUCGUCCCGCUCUGCUUCUGCUCCGCGUACGAAGGGUCAGGCCAGUACCCAAAUGGAGACGAUGAGGACCGGUAUUCUCGUAGAUAUAAAGGGACCCCGUGGUGCGCGCCCAUUAAGGUGAAACAUGGGGACGUGAGCUGCCGCACACCCGGAGGAGAGCACUACAGGAACGUGAUGGGGACUCGCUGCAAAAUCCGCUGCAAGCAGGGAUACGAGUCCCAGAGCUCCGAGGUGGUGUGCAUGGCCAGCAAGCACUGGUCCUCUAACUACGCCUGCCGGGAGAUCCGCUGCCCCAAGCUGAACAUGCCGGCUAACGGCGGCUACAAGUGUUCGGACGGCUCCUACUUCAACUCUCGCUGUGAGUUCUUCUGCUCGCCCGGAUUCAGUCUGAAGGGACAGAAGACGGCGACGUGCCAGUACAGCAAAGCCUGGAGUGCCGGAGUCCCCACUUGUGUCGAUAUGGAUCCUCCGAAAAUCAAGUGUCCUAAUCUGAAGGAUAAGUGGGCGGAACCAGGAAAACUAACAGCGAGGGUGACCUGGGACACAUCAGAGGGUGUCGACACUGCGGAUGGCAUUCUCACAGACGUUAUCCUGAAAGGGAAACCUUCAAAAUCAGACUUCCCAGAGGGGCUCCAUAAGAUGUCCUACACUGUGUUGGACCGUGCGGGGAACAAAGGAUCCUGUCGCUUCUCUCUCAGAGUGCGAGUGCGUCGCUGCAGCGCCCUGUUCCCCCCCGACAACGGUUACAUGAAGUGUGACAGUGACGGAGACAACUACGGCGCCACUUGUGAGUUCAUCUGCACCGGCGGCUACGAGCUCCGGGGCAGCGCUGCCAGAGUGUGUCAGUACGGACUCACCUGGUCUGGCUUAGACACCACCUGUGCAGCCAUGAACAUUAACGUGGGAGUGCGUACAGCUGCUGCACUGCUGGACCAGUUUUAUGAGAAACGACGGCUCCUCAUCAUCUCGGCUCCAACCGCUGCCAAUCAUAAUUACCGCUUCCAGAUGACGAACUUACAGCACGCUCAGUGUGGACUGGACCUGAGGCACGUCACAGUAAUUGAGCUGGUGGGGACUUACCCAGCACAGAUUGGCCGAAUUCGACACAGGCUGCUCACUCCACUACUGUCCCUGAAGCUCAGGUUACAGCUUCAGAUUCCUCAAAGGUCUUUCCAAAUGGUGCUGGUAGACAAGCAGGGCAUGGACAACCAACGCUACCCGUUCCCGAUUACAGCGGCUGAAUUAUUCACCACCAUCGACACCUUCCCCCUCCGCAAGGAUGAGAUGGUGCUCCAACAGGAAGCCGGCCAGACCUGCCAAUCAUAAAACACGCACUGUCAGCCAUCUUUGAUCCUUCUCCUCCUCAGUCACAGCAGACAGAUCUCCUUUUUGUAUCCUCUCACGUCCCACACGCCUACCUGAACUCAUCCAGUCCUGUUUCCAGAAGGUGUGAGUGUGUGUGUGUGUGUGUGUGUGUGUGUGUGUGUGUGUGUGUGUGUCUGUGAGUGUGUCUGUGAGUGUGUGUGUGUGUGUGUGUGUGUUGAUCUGUUGACGCCUGAAAGAGGUCACCAAAGGGAAUGGGUCACACAGUAUAUUACAAUCAUAUUGAUUCCUGUGUCCUCUGUAACUGCAUCUGUUGUUUUAUUAUUAAUAAUAUUUUCAAAGCAGAAUAUGUUUUACUAUAUUGUACAAAAAGUAUUUUUACUUCAUGAACUGGCGUGUCCACUCUUCGACCUGGCUAAUAUUUAUAUCUCACAUCUUGUCAUAAUGAUGUCCACUCUUUGGAAUAAUGUGUGGGUUUUAUGUAUACAGGACAGUGAUGCUCUGAUUAAAUAUGUCUAUCAUUGAGGGCGUGAUCUUCAGAGUGUCGAUGCGAGUGCAAGAGACAUGUAUGGUCCUCUGAGGACAAGUCAAAAAGAAAAGAAAGAGAAAUUGAAGAAGGGUGAACGGAAAUUUAGGUGUUUGCAAUCUGCAUUCUCACUGCCAGAUACGGCUAAAUCCUACACACCCCUCCUUUAAAUCGUGCUCUCGUCCAAACAACCAUUGGAAUCAUGCGUCAUUGUUGGUCUUUAAAGCAAUCGUUUAACGUGUUUGGAAAUACCAAAAGUUAGAUUCAGAAGAUCAAUACCAUUCUCAAGUCUGAGAGGUAAAUAUAAGGCUAUAGCCAGCAGCUAGCUUAGCAUAAGGCUGGCCUGGCUCUGUACAAAGGUAACAAAAUCAGUCCACAAGCUGGUUGUUUCUGUUAUUUCUUUCCAGACUUUCCUUCUUUUCCACUCGUACUUGUACGUUAUUGAUGCAGAUUCAGCCCCAGGAUAAACGAGUCAACAUCUAAUUACAUCUGACCAUUGACUUUGUUUCCAUUGAUGCCAUGUGUCUCUGUCUGAAUACACACAAACUAAAAUUGAAGUCUAAUAAACGUGUUUUUACGUUA